AUGGCAUGUCCCGAUGAGGAUGUUGUCAACUGUGUUAUGUUCCAAGAGCUCGAAGCACUUGCAGCACUCCAAGGCAUCACGCGAGAAGAGCUCUACGUGGAGGAACCUCCCACUGCGCUGAAUGCUUCUCCCUCGGUGCGGGUGCGUUGGCGCCAGGAGGACGUCCAGAAGAUUUGUGAGAGGUCCGUGCUGGUGAAGGCCGUGUUGGAAGUCUGGGCUCUCGGUUCCAGCUGCAGCGAGGCACGGCGAUGGUGGCAUGUGUAA
This is a messenger RNA of Cladocopium goreaui, 264 nucleotides long. NCBI's taxonomy places the organism in Eukaryota, Dinophyceae, Suessiales, Symbiodiniaceae. The record is from the annotation of a GenBank genome assembly.